Molecule: messenger RNA, 886 nt
Organism: Aspergillus costaricaensis CBS 115574
Lineage: Eukaryota; Fungi; Ascomycota; Eurotiomycetes; Eurotiales; Aspergillaceae
Exons: 3
Coding region: 42-602 (186 amino acids)
Source: RefSeq, a predicted model, not a curated record
CUUUUCCCUUAAGCAACAAAAAUCAUCCCACACCCUCCAAAAUGUCCCUGAUCACCCCACCACCCAUUACCAUCGAAGACCUCCACGCAUUCCAAGCAAAACACUUCCCGGGGAGCAUCAUCGCCCAAACACCACAGCCACAACCACAACAAGUGACGAAUACCAACCAGCCCGAAGAACAAUACACCUUGGAAGAAGAAUACCAAGAAUACGAUUACUACGAAGAAGAAGAAGACCUAGGCUACUACCCCGACGGCGUGAAACGCACGCUCACGGACGAACAAAUCCGCAUAUUCAGACAUAGUGAAAUCCAUGCCUUGAGGAGGGAGAAGGAGUUGCGUGAGGAGGAGGAGGCGGAUGCAGCAGCAGCAACAGAGCGUGCCGUAGUUGCAGAUGCGGACGCAAACGCACGAUCAGAUGCAGCUGGUACAGAACAAGCGAGCAAGUCUCGGGCAAAAGGGGAAGAAGAUGCGGAUGUGAAGAUGGAUUAUGGGGAUGGGGAUGGGGGUGCUUCUGCUUCUGCUUCGAAUACGACUUCGAAGGCGGCUUCUAGGCCUGUGCCGCAGUUUACAGGCAGGAGGAUCAUUUCGUAUGAUGAUUGAGGUUGAGGUUGAGGUUGAUCAGAGGUUGAGAGUUAAGGUGGUUUUUUAUGUGAUUGCCUCAUAUUUAUCUGCCUGCUUGCCUGCCUAGGUAUAUGUGGUGCGGUUAACCGUUCUGGUUUCUGCGCCCUGCUGGAGACACCGUCGACACAUCUGUCUAUCCGACAUUCUAGGGUGCUUCAGUCACACGCAUCAGCUGGUCCUUCUGACAUGUGCUGUCUUUGAUGAAGCAAGAGCAAAUGAUGUGGCAUUUUGAUCAUAUGCAUCGACGGUGCAAACACCCUGUA